Messenger RNA from Postia placenta MAD-698-R-SB12, 2968 nucleotides. RefSeq lists its product as hypothetical. Bases 1 to 2886 code for a protein of 961 amino acids. The record is from RefSeq and is a predicted model, not a curated record. The transcript has 9 exons. NCBI's taxonomy places the organism in Eukaryota, Fungi, Basidiomycota, Agaricomycetes, Polyporales, Adustoporiaceae. Gene Ontology annotation, biological process: protein phosphorylation. Gene Ontology annotation, molecular function: protein kinase activity.
AUGUCCACUGAAAACGAGAUGACGAGCGCACCUGACUAUCGCAAUCGCACGGAAGGAUAUCUCGACACGACUACGUUACGAUCUAUGCCGGUAGUCCCUCCGCCCAUCUUGUCCGACCAUGGUCCAAGUAGAUCGCUACACGUCUCGGACGUCAUGCCGCAGAGUGAGGACCUGCGGCGUGCUCCAACUCGAGAGAAUGCGUGCAUAAUGGCCUCAAAGGUUGUGGACGUAACCGUGUUUACAGGUAUCGACCUUGUGCGAGCUGUUGGUGCAUCUAAGAAACCCAGCAUACGAAGCAAUGAUCACGUGCUGAAACGCGCUCUUGUGAACCGUGGGGAAGACAUGUUAGCUGCUACGCUCGUCACCUGGUUUAUACCGCCCAAAGGCAUCACGGAAAAUAUCACGAGUGCCUCUUGCUGGUGGCUUUCGCCCAAACUGGGACCGCUGAGCAGCGAGUAUAAAACUCGAGCUGUAUCCGGCGAUAUGGACAAACGUUCGCAAGAUAUGGAAGUGGAAUCCUUUUUUGAUAACUUUGUACCUGGAGAUGACCCAACCCCCGAGGAGCGAGCGCAGUUCCUGGUAUUCGAAGAGGAUGAUUUCAAGAAAAAGGAGAAGGAAAUGGCUGCUGCAUUAUGCCGCGUUUCUAAUUCUGUUCUCAACGUCAAUCCGAAUAAUGACCUGUUGGCGAGGCACACCUCAGAUUGGCCUGACUCGACAGAUGCUGUGGACGGUUCUAUUGGCAAAAAGAGGCCUGACGUAGUCCUUUAUCCCAAGGGCGACGAAGCUCAGGAGGACUACAAGCUGCAAGGGAACAAUAACGAUGGAGACGCGAAUUCGUUAGAUGAUGACGAGAGCAUGGCGCAGCUGGCCAGAGUGCGAUGGGCGUGGAUGUGCGUUCCUAUCGAGCUCAAGACAGAUCGCGAUCUGGCUCCCUUCGAAUUUGGCCCUGGCAGCGACAAAUAUUUCUACAGGUCGGCACUAGAGAAGCGCAAGGCAAGAGGUCAGAUUGCCGACUAUGCCGCAAGGCUCAUGCGUCGUCAACACCGCGAGUUCUGCUUCAUGAUCGUCAUCUGCAGAUCCGAAGCGCGCCUUGUACGCUGGGACAGAGCUGGCGCUAUCGUCACGAAUCCCUUCGACUUCGUGGCUGACCCAGAUUACAUGUACAGAUUCCUCUAUCGGCUGAGCAAGAUGAACCGCCAUCAACGAGGCUAUGACCCGACGGUGGAACCCGCGACUAAGGAAGAGAUCAACAUGAUGCAAGCAUGCAGAGAGACCUUGCAGGACCCGUACCUUCGCGAAUGUCUAGAUCAGGCCAUGUCACCAGGCUGGCCUAUAAGCAAGGUGAAAUUCCGUCAGGAAGACGUGGUCUGUGUGGAAUCGUGGCAAUCUGCUGGCGGAGACAACUGUUCUGACUCAUCUCCCGCUCUGAGGGUGUCUGCUUCACGUAUUGCGGAUGCCCCACUGGCGACUUGUGCUUCAUCGACCUCCUCGCCUUCAUCUCCAGAACAUACCCAUGUCACUUCGCCUCAACUUCUGCAACCACCCCGCUCCUUCUUAACCGGCAAGCACGUCUACGCAAGUCUUUCUCCCGACGGACGUGGAACGAAAUGCUACAUUGCGUACGACCUUGCUACUGGCGAGCUCGUAUUCCUCAAAGAUUCCUGGCGUGCAGAGAUGUCAAAAUCUGAAAUCGAAGUCUAUGAAAGGCUGUGGAGGAAAGGUGUGGGGUACAUCGCCACGCCUGUUUGUGGCGGCGACGUGAUCGGGGAAAGAGGAAUAAAGCAGCAAACGCGAACUCAUGAGUUCUCCUCUAGGACGUCAGUGAGAAUUCAUUGCCGUCUCGUCGUGCAAGAAAUUGCCCGGCCCCUCAAAGACUACAAAUCCAGCAGGAUACUGGUUUCAGUGAUGAUGUGUGCGCUCACAGCUCACCGUGAUGCAUGGGAGCGUGCUGGCGUGAUGCAUCGUGACGUCAGUGCUGCAAAUAUACUCAUUGUGGACCCAGUGAAGGGACUUGGAAUUCUCAACGACUGGGAUUUGUGCAAAUAUGACGUCGAGCUGCAAGGUGGUGCUACUCAAGAUGAUCGAUCGGGAACGUGGCCAUUCAUGUCGGCGAUGUUUCUCAGAUAUCCCGGAAAGAAGCCAUAUGAGCUGUCCGAUGACCUCGAAUCAUUCGUGCACAUAUUGAACUGGUUUUGUCUCCGCUAUCAUCCUCACAAUCGUCUCACGGAUCUGCAAACCCAUGUGGAAUACGUAUAUCACGGGAUGGAGAUCGACUCGAAGCAGCAUACCGUUACUGGAGGACAUCAGAAGCUGAUGUUUCUCAAGUCCGGACAGCUUUUCGUGGAACUCAGCGAUGCAUCCCCGCUAAGGACACUUGUCGAGGAUCUCGCGCGCAUAUGCCGAGAACAUUAUGCGAAAGUUGAUUUUAGCAAGUUCGACGUUGUAAGAAAGACGGACCCUGCGAUAGACUUGGACGGUGAUGGUGACGCUGGCCUGGCUGCCAUUACAGAGUUUGCGAAAAGCCAAUAUGCCGACACCCAAAAAGUGGUCAAGCCGAGCCCGCAGGUCGGAAUAGCCGAGAUGUCGUCAAACCGUCCUCCUGCCCUCUCCACUCAUCGUCCGAUCAUGUAUGCAUUUGCCUGUGCUGUUACGACCAAAGGCACAUGGCUAGUGGACAAACAGGGAGACCAGUUUGUUUUCAGGUCGGGCUCCAGGGAACCUCCCGUGCGUUCGAGUAUCGCCAUGUCGGACUCGAGUCUGAAACGGAAGCCGGAAGAUGCUGGUCUGGACCGCGAAGCGUCUGCACCUCGGAAGUUGCCAAGGUCGGAGGGUAAGACACGCAAGCCUUCCGGCUUAUCCAAAGGGUGCUCUGUCAUGAAUGCCUGAGAAUGGUCCGGCGGAGGCCAGCUCAUUGUAUUGCAUUGCCACAUCUUGACUACGAGCCACGGUAGGCGCGUUUUGAGAGAAU